AUGAAAGCAUUUUUGAUAUUUUGCGUUUUUAUUUCUUCUAUUACAAAUUGUCAUUCAUUACUUGAGUGGUUGUUUGGUGAAAAAGGUGAAAGCAUAAAUAAUAAUGAUGAAAAUCAUCCAUAUGAUGAAAAUGAUGUCAAAUACGAAGUUGUCACAACUGAUAAAAAAUUUCAAGAGUUUGCUAAUACAUUGACUGAUGUCAAUCCACUAGAUGCCUGUUACAAUAUUGUUGUUUAUAAUCUAAAGAAGAAGUGUGGUGAAUUAACAGAAGAUGAACUAGGAAAGUUAGCAGUUCAGUUAUUUAACUGUCAAUCAGAAGCUGAGAAUAGACCAGUGUUUCCAUGUACUUCAACUAUGACAUUAGGUGAGUGUACCAAGAAUAUGGAUGCUACAACAUGGAAUGGGUAUCAGAUAGUUGGUAAUAGAGCUAGAGCUAUGUGUUAUUCAGCUCAACAAAUAACAUUUAGAAAAUUAACAGAGAAAACUGUCAGUAAUUUGGCUGCCACAGCAUACAAUCAUCUUGAAUCUAUGAAAGAAUUAAAGAAAGGACAAGAUCAAAUACAGCAGUUAGCUACAGACACAGUUCGCAAGUUAUUUGAGAGUCAACAAGACUUGUUAACAACACAUGAAUCACUAAAGAUAGCACAUCAAGAUGUGUUUACACAUGUAGCAAAUAAUGUGAAACAGUUGGUUCAUGAAAAAUCUCUUAUAGCCGCUGGUAACAAAGAAUUAGCCGAAAUGACAGAAAAUAUCAGAGAAAAAUUAGAUAAAACCAGUGAAUUUUUACAGAAACAAGAAGAAAUUCAGAAACAGAAUCAUAAUAAAAUAUUGGAUGAUUUGAAAGAAAUACAGAAAAAGUCACAUGAUGCUCUGAAAGACUUGAGUGGCAGCACUAAACAGUUGAUUUAUAAUCAUGAUGAGAUGAUGCAUCAAUAUGAGAUUAUGUUUACCAAUUUACGUAAAAUGAAUAGUUCUAUAAAUAGCUUGUUAAAAACUGUCAGUGAUAUGCAGGUAACAUUAGAGACUAAAAUUGGUUGGAUAUCAAGUUUAUUAGGCGGAGCUGAUGAUAAACUAUAUGUUAUAAUGAGUUGUAUUUAUCAUGUUGGUUUGUUUAUAUUAUUGGUGAUAUUGGCUACUUUCUUUCAAAUACCAUUAUUACUGAGGUCUAUAUUAAUGGUAAUGAUCGUGGUAGAUGGAUAUAUAGAGAUUAAUUAUAAUUUAACCUUAACUUAUACUGUAUUAACUGCCAUCAUGUUGUUCACAUUUAUAGCACACUGGAUAAUAACAUGGGUAAAAUGGCGUAAGACUGGUAAAAGAUUUAUACCUAGAAUUAGCUACUCUAGAGCAGAUAAUGAUAACGAACCUUUAUCACCUAGUGAAUUACGUGAAUUAUCAUCAACAUUGGGUAGAUUAUAUCAUUCUAUCAAUGAAAGUUUAAAUAUUAAUACCACUACUGAGAAUUGUAAUGGUAAUACCAGAACAACUACUCCGGUACCAUCACCCAGUUACCAUCACCACUCACCAUCAAUCAUAACACCAUCACCAGUUAGAUUACGUACAUCACCAAUAAAUACAGCUAAUACAUCACAUCGCAAUAUUAAUCCUAUACCAGAGGAGUCUGGUUAUUCGCCAAAUAUAUCUGAUGUGAGAAGGUUGUUAGUAAAUCAAUUGGGAGAUGGUUUAAGAUCCUCAUAUUCUAGAUCGUCAACACCAUCAACUUCUAGAAAUAGUUCAAGAGCUUCCACUCCUACGUCUGGUAAAAGAUGUAGAGGAAUAACAAGAGCUGGUUCUUUAUGUAGACUAACAGCUACAGUAGAUAAUGAUUAUUGUUAUAAACAUAGAUAA
Lottia gigantea (owl limpet) is the source of this 1845-nucleotide messenger RNA. RefSeq lists its product as hypothetical. The record is from RefSeq and is a predicted model, not a curated record. NCBI's taxonomy places the organism in Eukaryota, Metazoa, Mollusca, Gastropoda, Lottiidae. The transcript has 11 exons. The coding region runs from base 1 to 1845 and encodes 614 amino acids.